This is a messenger RNA of Salvelinus sp. IW2-2015, 2233 nucleotides long. RefSeq names its product coiled-coil domain containing 87 (gene ccdc87). The record is from RefSeq and is a predicted model, not a curated record. Lineage: Eukaryota; Metazoa; Chordata; Actinopteri; Salmoniformes; Salmonidae.
UGGCCAAUUCACAUAAUGCAGUCCAGGGAUUGUAUACAUCACUGGUGAGUACUUGCGUUUCCAAGCAACGCGUCCCUCCUGAAACAGGCUAUGAGGAAAUAAUGGUAGCUAAAGUGAGGGGAUGAGCGGUGGCAAAAUGAAAGUGGUGGGCCGCCUCUCCCGAGCGGCGGAGGCCAAACGACGGGUGACAGACGACCAGGACAUGCUGACCUCCAUGACACAGAUGGUGGCCUGCACCCAGGACAUCCAGCAGAGAUACCACAGCAUCCUGGGGCCACUGUCCCUCUUCUUCCAGUCCAAACCCGAGGGAGAGAAGAGGGCAGACAGGGUCCAGGAGGAGAGGCCAGUGUCCCCGUCGGUGUCAGAGGGCGUGAAGACCAACCCCACCUCCCUGGCCGACAUGUGUCAGCAGCUGCAGUACAGGAUCCAGGAGCAUUCCGUGCUCCACUCCACCCCUGUGGAGGAUCAGCAAGCUCUGGUGGCGGUGAUGACAUCAGAGCUGGGCCUGAUCUGGCAGGACCUGAAGGGGCUGAUGGACGAGCCCACGCUGAACCAGGAGGAGAACAUGCAGCUGCAGGCGGAGACGUGCCAGGAGGUGCUCCGCAUCUGCCAGGAGCUCUACCUCAACUAUCUCCACCUGCUGGACAGGCUGAGGCGCCGCGCCGUCUUCAGUGACCAGGCCAACCGCAGCCGCCUGGGGGCCCAGAUGUCCAUAGACUGCACCAGCCUUUUAAACGUCCACUCGAUCAGACGCAGCGUAGCGGCAGGGAUCAAGGCUACGCGGAGAGCCCGGCUGAGCGCUGAGAGACCCAGAGCUGCCGGACGCGACCUGAAGGGGGCGAUGGAGACACACACAGCGCUGCCAUGCAAACUGGACUUUGGUCUGACUCUGCAGACCAAGGCUGGCUGCAAGAAGAGUGGUGCCAUCAGGCAGGGCAAAAACCCUAUGGAGAGGGACCUCCGAGAGAUGACUGAGAAGAUGGGGGACAUGGACCUGGAGCAGGUCUAUGACCUGAUGCCCUGCCACCUGGAGCUGAUCACCAACAAAGAUGCAGCGCGGGCCAGCUUGGCCAAUGUUUCACAGUCAGAUGAGGAACCCAGCAUGUAUUACCAUGGCUACACCAGACUAAAGGGGUGUAGUUCCAUGCCAGACCUGCAGAGGGAGACUCUCCUGGAGGAGCUGGAGAUGGAGGCCCUGCCUGCCAGACCCAAGUCCCCCCUGGUGCUGCUGGCCACUGGGCCCUGCUCCAGCAUCGAGAAGCCCAUUGACCCUGCCCACGACCUCAGGAGGUUGCUACAGGACAGAGUGAUUGUGGAUCAGGCUGUGACAGACUCUGACACAGACCUCCCUCCUCUGAUCAAGGCCCUGGCGUGGAGAAGUUCCACCAAACUACAACAGCUCACACACACUCUGCAGAAACAGGAAGAGGAGGGGGAGAAGAGGGAGAGGUACAGGGUGCCAGUGGAGGAACCGGAGCACCCCCAGGGAGCUGUGGAGAACGUAGCCCUGUCCCACGGCUCUCUAGCCCGCACAGCCGCCGCCCGCGUCUCAGACAGGGUUCUCCGCGACACCAUCAACAUCCACACGUACCCACCCGUCUACAACAACCUCACCAAAGAGCUUGACCUCUCCUCAGUGCAAUGGCUGGAUCGUAACCUGUUUGCCGGGGAAGAAAUAAAGGAAGUCUAUAAGGAGUUAUCCAAAAGUAAAUCUACACAGUAUCUCAACUUCGAUGAGGACCCCAUGAUAGAGCCAGCCCUGACCAACAUCAGAUGGAGUCUGAAGAAGAAGAACCACCAGAGGUUCAUCAACCCACAGCUGAAGAGACAGAACACCAACGCCAUGUCCCACAGGAAAAGGACCGAGAUCCCAGCGGACCAUAAGAAACCGGAAGACCAGAAUUCCCGGGCCUACACGGCCUGGCUGCAGUGGUGGAAGACAGACCUCUCAGUCGAGGACUACCUCCGAUACAUCACCAAUCAGGACUCUGACUACCUGUGGGCGGCGUUCCACUUGUACGAUAGUGGCGAUAGUGACGAUGAGGAGGACGAGAGGAGGAGACUGCUCCAGCUACGACGAGACGAGAGGAAGAAGAGGCGGAGGCAGAAGAUGGAGGCUCUAAAGGGUCAGAAGCAGGAGUACGUGACAGGGGUGUGGAACGUCAACACGGUGCUGCUGGGAGGGCUGUGGAAGGAACCCCAUCUGGAGGAGGAGGAAGAGAGCCCAGAUGAA